UGCGAUCCAGGACGUACUUUUGGACUGGGAAGGCCUGUAGCCAAAAGGACUGCACCCCCUGAAUCACAGCCCUAAUCAAUUCCAGUUUCCCAGCAUAAGAAAGCUUCAAGGUUGCCCACUUGGAAAGGAAACCGUCAACAGAUUUGAACAAGGGGGGAUAAUCAGCUUCAGAAAUCCUUUGGGAGGCCAAGGGAAGUCCCAAAUAUCUAACAGGAAGAUGCCCACGAGGGAAAGAUGCCAAAUCUAGAAUAUUGUGGCUGAUUUCCCUGUACUUACCAGCAAUGAAGAUAUUAGACUUAGUUGGAUUUAGAUUCAAACCUGACACACUGGAGAAGUGGCUAAGUGCAUCCAUAAGAAUUUGAACAGAUUGGAAAUCACCCCGAGAAAACAACAUAAGAUCAUGAGCAAAAGCCAAGUGUGUAAUCCUUAACUCCACACAGUCCUUGUGAUAAUUAAACACACCCUCUCUAGCUUUAGUAUUGAGUACCCUAGACAAAUACUCAAUACAAAAAAGAAAGAGGGUUGGUGCCAUGGGAUCCCCCUGUCUCAAACCACGCUUGCUGUUUUAAAAGCCAUGGCAGUUUCCAUUAAUCAUAAGGGAUGAGGAAGCAGAUGAAACACACUCCAUGAUAAGGCCAACAAACCUGGUUGGGAAACCCAGACCAACCAUGACAUCCCGGAGGAAGCUCCAAGAAACUGUAUCGUAGGCCUUAGCGAUGUCCAAUUUGAUCAUGCAACUAGGGGUAGACCUUUUAAUAGCAUAAUCCCUGAUCAGGUGUUGAGCCAGCAGCAAGUUGUCCACAAGUGACCUCCCUUUGACAAAAGCCCCUUGGGCUGGAUCAAUUAGGGCGGACAGUAGAGGUGCCAUACGCCUAGCAAGGAUUUUGGUGAUAAUUUUGUAGAGGACAUUUAGGCAUGCAAUAGGUCUAAAGUCCUUUACAGAUGGAUUAUGGGCAGAUUUGGGUAAUAAAACAAUCAUAGCAUGAUUGAUUUGUUUCAGCAGCUUCCCAGAGGUAAAGAAUUCUAAAACAGCAUCAUAAACAUCCUUCCCAACAGUAGGCCAUUGGUUUUUGAAAAAUGCAGCAGUAUACCCAUCAGGACCAGGUGCCUUAUCAUUCCCAAUAUCAAAGACCACCUCCCUAACCUCCUCAAGACUCACGCUGGCAAGCAAAGUACUGUGGCAGGAAUGGGGACAGUAGGUCCAGCAGCAAGAUAAUUAGUACAAAUGGCCUCCACCUGGGUGGUGUUCCCAAACAAAUUAGUGUAGAAAUCCAGGAACACUUGACCACCUGUUCAUUAGAGGUGGUUUUGGUACCAUCCUCUUUAAUCAAAAAGGCCACAGCAGUCUUCUUCCUAUUCUUCUUGACCAAGGAAUGAAAAUAACUAGUGCACCUGUCAGACUUCAAAAGAAAGUCACACUUGGCUUUCUGUUGGUAAAAUUCAAGCUCAGCAUCAAGAAGGAAGUUGGCACGCUUCCUUUUGAUUUCAGCAUCCUCAAGGAGGGUUUGGUUGUUAGGAUCUGCCACCACCUCCUUCAUCACCAAGUUGUAUUCUUCUUUGGCCUCCAAGACCCUUCUAGAAAUAUGGCCAAAAACAUGUUUGUUGAGCACUUUCAAGGGUGGUUUCAAACGCUUAAGUUUAGAGCACAGGGAGAACUGUUUGGAGCCAAUUAUCCCAGGUUCCCAAGACUGGAGUACCAAUUCAUGGAAGAUAUCAUGCUUGAGCCACAUGUUAAAGAAACGAAAAGGUUUGCUUCUUAUGGCAGUUUGGCUACCACAUUGGAAAAGCAUAGGGCAAUGGUCAGAGAGGAAAUUGAAGUCCAAAAAAUCACAAUUAGGAGCUAGGCCAAUGUCAUCCCAGCCCUGAUUGAUGAGCACUCUGUCCAGCUUAGCCAAUUUGUUCCCUUUAUGCCAAGUGAAGAAAUUCCCUCUGGAAGGUGCAUCCUCAAGGCAGUUGGAGUUUCUGAAGAGGAGUAGAUCAUUCAUAUAGUACGCACCCUGGCUCAUACAGUUGGUCUUCUCAUUAGAAGCCAAGACACAGUUGAAGUCUCCCAAAAUGGCCCAAGGUUUGGCCAUGUUUCCAGCAAGUGAAGUAAGCUCAGCCCAGAGUUCUCUCCUCUUAGGGACUGUGUACAGCCCAUAAACAAAAGAAAAGCAAAAAUCCUUUUGUGAUGUGAGGCACUGGGUCUCACAAUGGAUGUACUGU
Molecule: messenger RNA, 2205 nt
Organism: Cuscuta campestris
Lineage: Eukaryota; Viridiplantae; Streptophyta; Magnoliopsida; Solanales; Convolvulaceae
Source: the annotation of a GenBank genome assembly